UUCUCACUGUUAACAUUUUACAUCGUUCUCCCACGAUAAUCGGCAUUAUGUUGAUAAUAAUAUAUAUUAUUUGAACAGUAGUGACAAGUACUCAAGUUUAUAAAUUGACACUACAGGCUAUCGGCGAACGGUAUUUUAAGUUAUUCGUUUAUCGUCCAACUAUCCAAGCAGUGGAGUGUGUAAAAGUGUAAUUUCGUUGUUCUACAGUUCUACACUCAUCUGCUGACUGUGAGCAUAAUAUUUUGCUUAUUACUCAUAAAUUAUAAGUUACUUUCGUUAAUUUGUUUCAUUACAAUCAUUUCCAUUGGUUUUCAUAAAUCGUAUAAUAGAAGUAUAUCGCUGAUCCCACUAUGAGUAUUUUCAGCGUUGUCGAAGAAGCACCGCCUAUCGAAGUGUUCCAUCUGGUGAAAGUGUUUAAUGAAGAUGACAAUCCAUCAAAAGUAAAUUUGACCAUUGGGGCAUACAGGACAGAUGAAGGCAAACCAUAUUAUAUUCCUGUUGUGAAAAAGGCUGAAAGUGUGGUACUUGAGAGUACUUUCAAUCACGAGUAUUUACCCAUAUUGGGCUUAGAAUCUUUUACUAAAGCUGCAUCACAACUACUAUUAGGCAAUAUCGCUAAACGACAAGAAGAAGGAACUAUCUUUGGCGUUCAAUCAAUCAGUGGUUCUGGAGCACUUAGAGUGGGUGCAGAAUUCUUAGUUAAACAUUUGAAAUGUACCACAUUCUAUUAUUCAAUACCAACUUGGGAAAAUCAUCAUUUGAUUUUCAAGACUAGUGGAUUUCAAACUGCCAAAACUUAUCGCUAUUGGAAUGAAGAAACAAGAUCUCUUGAUUUUGAUGGAUUUUGUGAAGAUUUAUCUAAUGCACCAAAAAAUUCGGUUAUUAUAUUACAUGGAUGUGCUCAUAAUCCAACUGGCUUAGACCCAACUGAAGAUCAAUGGAAGAAAAUUGCAGAAAUUAUAAAAGAACAUAAUUUAAUACCGUUCUUUGAUAAUGCUUACCAAGGAUUUGCAUCUGGAGAUUUGGAAAAAGAUGCUUGGUCUGUGCGGUACUUCUUAAAUCAAGGGUUUGAGUUUUUAUGUUCACAAUCAUUUGCCAAAAACUAUGGACUUUAUAAUGAACGUGCAGGGAAUCUUACGUUUGUUUUGAAUUCUGUGGAAAAUGUUAAGGCUGUAAAAUCUCAGGUAACAAUGAUUGUUAGAGGGAUGUAUUCAAAUCCACCAAACCAUGGUGCACGUACUGUCAGUACUAUAUUAAAUAAUGAUGAAUUUAAAAACGAAUGGAUAAAUACUUUAAAACUAAUGACCGAUAGGAUUAAAGCUAUGAGAAAAGCUUUACGAAAAAAUUUAGAAAAGCUUGGAACAAUCGGGACAUGGAAUCAUAUAACUGAUCAAACUGGGAUGUUUUCCUAUACAGGAUUAUCCGCAAGUCAUGUAGAAUACUUACGAAACAAAUAUCAUAUUUACAUGUUGCGGUCGGGACGUAUUAACAUUUGUGGAUUGAAUACAAAUAAUAUAAAUUAUGUAGCUGAAGCAAUUACCGAUACUUUAUUAAAUGUAUCUAAGUAAAAAUCAUAUAAUAACUACACCAUAACAAACAAAUUAUUUUUAUGUUUAAUUAUAUAGACUAGAAACAUUUUUAAUUUAAUUUAAUUAACCUAAUUGAUAUUUACACAGUUAUGCUAAUAGUUAUACAUUGUUUCAUUAUUAAUUAUUAUUAUUUUAACCAUCAAUUUGUUAAUAAUAUUCUACUAUCAAAUAACUUAAUCUAUUUCAUUGAUUAUAAAUUACUUCAUAAUAAUAUGUACAUUUUUUAGAGAUGCAAAUUUUACCAUACAUUUUUUGAUGGCAAAUAUUGUUUAGUACUUUAAUAACAAAACAAGAAAAUUAAUUCAAUUAAUUCAAAAAUCUCAUAACUUUAUAACAAAAAAUAAAUUUUUAAAUUUGAUAGAUUAAACAAAAAAUACUUUAAAAUUAUACUGUAUAUCUAAUUUGCAUUUUUGAUGAACCUUGUGAUAAUAAUUUGAACAAUAUUAUGUUGAACAUUCUUAAGUUCCAUUUAAUUCCUAAAGAAAUAUUCCUUAUUUCUAUACAUAAUGUUUGACGUUUAUGACAAUAAAUAGACUACUUUUUUAACUUAAAUUGUUAAAGUAUUAAAUACAAGCAUUUAAAUUUAUUAGAUUGUUAGUUUAGUUUUAAUGGAUGAUUAAAUAUUACAUUAAGAAUUUUCUAGUCUUAGUCUAGCAUUUAAUUUAGUAUCAAUGUUUUUGUAUUGGUAUUAAAUAACAUUGACAAAUAUAAUAUGUACCAAAAAUAUAAUGUAUAGAUUUUUUUUUUUUUUUAAAUAGAGAUAAUUGUUUGUAACAUUAAGUAUUUAACAAUUGUUGGGUGGGUGGAAAUAAUGUGCUGUGUAAUAAUUCCUAAAUUAUUAUUUAAUUAAAAUCUGAAACAAAAUACUAAAACUAAUUAUUUUAAUGUAUGAAAAUAAUAUUAAAUGAAGUUAAAAUAAGAA
Molecule: messenger RNA, 2511 nt
Organism: Aphis gossypii (cotton aphid)
Lineage: Eukaryota; Metazoa; Arthropoda; Insecta; Hemiptera; Aphididae
Gene: Got1
Product: aspartate aminotransferase, cytoplasmic
Exons: 9
Coding region: 351-1568 (405 amino acids)
Biological process (GO): L-aspartate biosynthetic process
Cellular component (GO): cytosol
Molecular function (GO): L-aspartate:2-oxoglutarate transaminase activity; pyridoxal phosphate binding
Source: RefSeq, a predicted model, not a curated record